GUGUGUGAAUUUGGUCUUAAUUUAAUUUUAAUUUUUGCUCUCUCGUCUGAACCCAGUCAGUCUUAUUAAAAUGGCCGGCAGAGCUCAUAUCCCCAAUAAGAGUUCAGCCCUCAUUGCCAUGAUUGCUGAUGAGGACACUGUAACUGGAUUUUUGCUGGCUGGAGUGGGCAACGUUGACUUGCGAAGAAAGACGAAUUAUCUCAUUGUUGAUUCAAAAACAACAGUGAAACAAAUUGAAGAUGCAUUCAAAGACUUUACGACAAAGGAUGACAUUGCAAUUGUCUUGAUCAGCCAAUAUGUUGCAAAUAUGAUAAGGUUUCUAGUCGAUAGCUACAAUAAGCCGGUUCCAGCUAUUUUGGAAAUCCCUUCCAAGGAUCAUCCUUAUGACCCUGCACACGACUCGGUUCUUUCACGAGUGAAGUACCUCUUCAACACCGAAUCUGUGGCAUCAGGAAGGCGGUGAUCAUCAAGUUUUUCGAUAUGUUUUACCCGAGAGGUUGCGGAAAAUAAGUGUUGCUUUCGAUAUCAUGUAUGUUUCUGCCAUUUUGUUCACACCAAGUUCUGUGCUCCUCACUGACUGUUGGUUGGUAUGUCUUUGUAUUUAGAUUCCUUUGGUGCCUAAAACCUUAUCUAUAAAAUACCAAUUCAAGUU
Messenger RNA from Pyrus x bretschneideri (Chinese white pear), 652 nucleotides. Its product is annotated as V-type proton ATPase subunit F-like. The transcript is spliced from 5 exons. The record is from RefSeq and is a predicted model, not a curated record. Gene Ontology annotation, cellular component: proton-transporting V-type ATPase, V1 domain; membrane. Lineage: Eukaryota; Viridiplantae; Streptophyta; Magnoliopsida; Rosales; Rosaceae. The coding region runs from base 71 to 463 and encodes 130 amino acids. Gene Ontology annotation, biological process: proton transmembrane transport. Gene Ontology annotation, molecular function: proton-transporting ATPase activity, rotational mechanism.